AUGGUUAGAUUUCUGGUGAAGUUCACUUCUGGUGAAGUUCAGAGCAUAGAGUUCUGCAUGCUCACGGUUAUGUCCUACGACCGAUACUUGGCCAUCUGCACUGCGACAUUCUCCCUGCCUUUCUGCAGGUCCCAUGUGAUCACACAGUUUUUCUGUGACAUCCCGUCAGUAAUAAAACUCUCCUGUUCUAAAACGUAUACUGCCUUCAAGGCGGCUGUAGCCACUGGUGCCUGUUUCAGUGUCUUCUGCUUCGUGUCCAUCGUCGUCUCGUACGUGCGCAUCUUCCGGGCCGUGCUGAGGAUGCCAGCCUCUGAGGGCCGGGCCAAAGUCUUCUCCACCUGCCUGCCACAUAUCGUCGUCGUCACCGUUUUUUUCUCCACAGCCGCCUUCGCUCACUUAAAACCGACUUCCAGCUCGUCCUUUAAGCUGGACCUGCUAGUAACCGUGUUCUACACCGUGGUGCCCCCCGACUGA
Tachyglossus aculeatus (Australian echidna) is the source of this 474-nucleotide messenger RNA. Its product is annotated as olfactory receptor 14A2-like. Gene Ontology annotation, molecular function: olfactory receptor activity. Gene Ontology annotation, cellular component: membrane. NCBI's taxonomy places the organism in Eukaryota, Metazoa, Chordata, Mammalia, Monotremata, Tachyglossidae. Gene Ontology annotation, biological process: G protein-coupled receptor signaling pathway. Bases 1 to 474 code for a protein of 157 amino acids. The transcript is spliced from 4 exons. The record is from RefSeq and is a predicted model, not a curated record.